CGUGAAGAGAUUCAUUCUCCCUUUGUUGGCAUCUAUUACAAAUUAAUUUGUUAAAAUUUCAUAAUUAACAUAAAAUAAUUAACAUAAGUUUUGGAUGUGUCUUCAAACGCCCUGGCAUUGGAGUUAAAAAUUAUUAAAUAAAUAAAAAUUGGAGUGAAGGAAGUAAUGAAAAAUUUAUUGUUAGCUUGAGUGGAUAAAUCAUUGCUGAGGGACAACUACUUGGUUAUUAGUAUAUGUGAUCGAAAAGACAAUAAGUAGUGUCCACUAUUUAAUAGCCAUAAACAAAAGCGUAUUUUUUCCAUUUCUAUUUUAUUGUACACUUUAGCUACUUUCUCUUUGAAAAACUAAUCUAAUCUCUACAAUCCAAUAUUGGUCUGAGUUCUGCGGCAAGAGAGAUCCCAAUAUUACCAAUACAUAUAUUGGACCAAUAUUAGACUAAAAGCAAAAAUGGGUUAUGAAAUCAAUCGUUUCGUUACAUUCGUUGAUGAACUGCUCUUGUGUGUCAUAUGUAACGACGUCCUAGAAGAUCCUGUAAAAUGUGAUGCGUGUGUGGCUGAUUUCUGCCGUGCUUGUAUAUUGAAAUACUUAUCUGAUCAUUCAAAGUGCCCGGAAUGCAGACAUUCUUUAGUGAAAGAGGAUUUGACAACUUCAUCUCGCGUUGUUCGCAAUAUGUUAGCAGACCUAACUAUUAGUUGUGAGAAUAGAAUUCAUGGAUGUGAAACUCAACUCAAAUUCGAUUCAUUGCAAAAACAUGAGGAUACGUGUGAUAAGAAUCCCUUCCGAUGUCGAAUGGGAUGUGGUUUACUGAUAAAAGAUGACAACCACCACUGUGUGAGUGGCCUACGUCAAAUCUUGGAAAUGCAAGCACAGCAAAUUCAAAAUUUACAAUUAGACCGAGCUCAAUUGCAAUUCGAAACUAAAAUUCUUGUAAAUAAAUUAAAUGCAUUAACCGCGAUAAGGCUUAAACUUCUACAAAAUAGUAUGUUCAAUCCUUUUUUCAAAGUCGGAAUCCUUGCUGCUUCCUUAUUCCUUUAUUUGAAUAAUUUCAUUAAAAGUUUUUACUUGAAAAUUUUUUCGUGAUGCUAUAAGAUGUCAAAUUAAACAU
This is a messenger RNA of Teleopsis dalmanni, 1105 nucleotides long. RefSeq names its product E3 ubiquitin-protein ligase NRDP1-like. The record is from RefSeq and is a predicted model, not a curated record. NCBI's taxonomy places the organism in Eukaryota, Metazoa, Arthropoda, Insecta, Diptera, Diopsidae. Bases 448 to 1080 code for a protein of 210 amino acids. Gene Ontology annotation, biological process: protein polyubiquitination; ubiquitin-dependent protein catabolic process. The transcript has 3 exons. Gene Ontology annotation, molecular function: ubiquitin protein ligase activity.